This is a messenger RNA of Microtus ochrogaster (prairie vole), 2157 nucleotides long. RefSeq names its product myeloperoxidase (gene Mpo). Gene Ontology annotation, molecular function: heme binding; peroxidase activity. The record is from RefSeq and is a predicted model, not a curated record. Gene Ontology annotation, biological process: response to oxidative stress; defense response to bacterium. Lineage: Eukaryota; Metazoa; Chordata; Mammalia; Rodentia; Cricetidae.
AUGAAGCUGUUCUUGGCCUUGGCAGGCCUCCUGGCUCCUCUGGCAGUGCUGCAGACCUCCAGUGGUGCCACUCCAGCUAUCCCCGGUGAUGUGGAGAAUUCAAUGAUCCUGGCCUCAAUGGAGGAGGCCAAGCAGCUGGUGGACAAGGCCUACAAAGAGCGUAGAGAAAGCAUCAAAGAGAGUCUUCGAAGAGGCACCGCUAGCCCCAUGGAACUCAUAUCCUACUUCAAGCAGCCCGUGGCAGCCACCAGAACAGCUGUAAGGGUGGCAGACUAUCUUCACGUGGCUCUAGACCUGCUGAAGAGGAAGCUGCAGCCCCUGUGGCCAGGGCCUUUCAAUGUCACGGACGUACUGACACCUGCUCAGCUGAAUCUGUUUUCCAAGUCAAGUGGCUGCGCCUAUCAGGACGUGGGGGUGACAUGCCCUGAGCAGGACAAGUAUCGCACCAUUACCGGACAGUGCAACAACAGGCGCAGCCCCACGCUGGGGGCCUCCAACCGCGCCUUUGCACGCUGGCUGCCGGCUGAGUACGAAGAUGGCUUCUCAUUACCCUUCGGCUGGACGCCUGGGGUCAAGCGUGGUGGCUUCAGUGUGCCAUUGGCUCGAGAGGUCUCCAAUGCCAUCGUGCGCUUCCCCAAUGAUCAGCUGACCCGGGACCAGCAGCGCUCGCUAAUGUUCAUGCAGUGGGGACAGUUUCUGGACCACGACUUAACCUUAACUCCUGAGCCAGCUACCCGGUCCUCUUUCUUCACUGGCAUCAACUGCGAGAUCAGCUGCCUACAGCAGCCACCGUGCUUCCCCCUCAAGAUCCCACCCAAUGACCCUCGAAUCAGGAACCAAGAGGACUGCAUCCCUUUCUUCCGCUCCUGCCCAGCGUGCACUGGGAGCAACAUCACCAUUCGCAACCAGAUCAACGCACUCACUGCCUUCGUGGAUGCCAGCACGGUGUAUGGCAGCGAGGACCCGCUGGCCAGGAGGCUGCGCAACCUCACCAACCAGCUCGGGCUGCUGGCUGUCAAUACCCGCUUCCAAGACAAUGGCAGGGCCCUGUUGCCCUUUGACAACCUACACGACGACCCUUGCCUCCUCACCAACCGCUCUGCUGGCAUCCCUUGUUUCCUGGCAGGGGACAUGCGCUCCAGUGAGAUGCCCGAGCUCACCUCUGUGCACACCCUCUUCGUUCGAGAGCAUAACCGGCUGGCCAUAGAGCUGAAGCGCCUGAAUCCUCGCUGGAGUGGGGAAAGGCUCUACCAGGAGGCCCGGAAGAUCGUGGGGGCCAUGGUCCAGAUCAUCACGUACCGGGACUACCUGCCCUUGGUGUUAGGGCCAGCAGCCAUGAGGAAGUACCUACCCAGGUACCGAGGUUACAAUGACUCAGUAGACCCUCGCAUCGCCAAUGUCUUCACCAAUGCUUUCCGCUAUGGCCACACCCUCAUCCAACCCUUCAUGUUCCGACUGGACAAUCAGUACCAGCCCACGGGGCCCAACCCUCAGGUCCCACUCAGCAAGGUCUUCUUUGCUAGCUGGAGAGUUGUGCUGGAAGGUGGCAUUGACCCCAUCCUCCGAGGCCUCAUGGCCACCCCUGCCAAACUGAACCGCCAGAACCAGAUUGUGGUGGAUGAGAUCCGGGAGCGACUCUUCGUGCAGGUUAUGAGGAUUGGGCUGGACCUGCCCGCUCUGAACAUGCAGCGCAGCAGAGAUCACGGCCUCCCAGGAUACAAUGCCUGGAGGCGCUUCUGUGGGCUUCCACAGCCCAGCACAGUGGGCGAGCUUGGCACGGUGCUAAAGAACCUGGGAUUGGCACAGAAACUGAUGGCACAGUAUGGCACACCCAACAAUAUUGACAUCUGGAUGGGUGGUGUGUCUGAGUCCCUGGAGCCCAACGGCCGAGUAGGUCAGCUCCUUGCCUGUCUCAUUGGCACUCAGUUUAGGAAGCUACGUGAUGGCGAUCGGUUUUGGUGGGAGAACCCAGGUGUGUUCAGUGCCCAGCAGAGACAGGCCCUGGCUGGAAUCUCCUUUCCUCGCAUCAUCUGUGACAACACUGGCAUCACCACUGUGUCCAAGAACAACAUCUUCAUGUCCAACUCAUACCCACGAGACUUUGUCAACUGUAGCUCCAUCCCUAGGCUGAACCUGGCUUCCUGGCGGGAGGCUUAG